Molecule: messenger RNA, 2869 nt
Organism: Chara braunii
Lineage: Eukaryota; Viridiplantae; Streptophyta; Charophyceae; Charales; Characeae
Source: the annotation of a GenBank genome assembly
GCCUUCUAGAAGGUAGGCAAGUGGGCAAGUGGUCAAGUGGUGAGGCAAGUGGUGGACUAAACCGCAGUGCAACAGCAGUACAACGUCGGUAGGAUAGCGGCACCAGGAAGGAUCUUGUCAGGGAGACUCAAGGGCCAUGGAUUUUUUACGGGGAGAGAGAGAGAGAAGGCGGCUAUUUGAAAGGCUGCUGUGGAGGUGGCAUGUUUGCCAUGGACUGCCCAUGUGGGUGGAUCUGCUGGGGUAAUGUAUGUUGUCAUUCUCUAGAGUUUAAGGCGAUGCCAUUGCGGGACAGACAAUGCUAAUCUGGGAGAAGGACCCUGCUGGCUGUGAAGGCCUUGACGCGGGUUCCUAAACCGAGUCUGCUUUCGGGGUCCUUUUCUGGUUCAUCUACGAUGGUGAACUCUAGAGAAUCCUCCCCUGAUUGGCUACAUGAUUUCCAGGCACCAGCUCCCGCAGCUGCAAACAUCUCGUCAUCAACAUCCGACUCAUAUGGUGUGCCCUCUUGGAGUGCAGGGGGAACCGAUCAGCAAAAGCCAGGAGAGAUCAACAGGGAAGGCAUUAGCAGUGACGAUGAGCCACUCAGCAAGUUCAAGCAUUACCCAUCCUCGGAAGACGAUGAUGAGGACGCAAGUGGACAGGGGAGGGAUCUUCUCUCAAGCAAAGCAAAGGUUAAAGCUACGGCUAAGAAAAGGACAAGUUCAACUGGACUUGACAGUGAUGAGGAUGAAGACGAGUCACCUAAGGAAAAUGCAAAGAGAGGGAGAGGUGAAGAUGUGUCCAAUGGUCAGGGCAAAGAUGGCAGCAUUGCUAAAAAGAAGAAACUUGAAGGAAGUGGGAGAGGGAGAGGAGAAGGUGGGGGAAGAGGAAGAGGGGCAAGCCGUGGGGCCGCAUUGGGAGCAGAGAAGAAACUCAGUGGGGAGGCAAAAAGGGGGGCAGUUGCCAAGGUAAAUGAGAGGAAGGGCAGAGGGAGAGGGGCAACAGGGCUUGUGACUGGAGUGCAGAAACAGUCAGGUUUGGAUAAGUGGCUAGGCGCUAACUCCGCUGGGGCAACUCCUAUUCAAGACAUCGACGAGGGAAAACCCAACUUGGAUGUGAACAUGGAGUCCAGUGUGAUCUAUGAUGCUGUUGUUAGGAGCGAAUCAAAAAGCGUGGUUUCCGCGAAUGCAAGAAUGGAUCCAAAGGUGGCAGUGAAGAAGAAACCUCCUGCAGUUGUGAAGAAGGGGUUGAAAGAUGGAACAAAGUUGGGGGGUAUAAAGGAAAUAAAGGAACCAGAAAGGGAGAUGCAAACUGAUGUAGGCAGUGAGAGAAAAGAAUCGAAAACGGAAACGAGAAUGGGGGGAAGGGAACUCGGCCAAAACGGUGAGAUGGCGACAGAUGCAGAUGCAAUGAUGGAAGAUGACGGGGAGGAAGAAGACGGAGCCAAGGGGGCAGAUGUCACAGAGGACCUCAAGAAGAAGGGGAAGUUGAAAGUUCUGUCAAGGCUUCCAUUGAUGCUCCCUGAUAAAAUCUCAAGGUUGAAGGUUCUGAUGGAGUGUGACAGUGAUGCUGCUGCUCUUGACCUGAGUGGCGAUGUUGGUGCUGUUGGCCGUUUUUCCAUGCGAGAUGCCGGCGAGGACGGUGAAACCCUCCUCCUGGACAUCAAGGGUACUGUUUAUAAGGCGUUGAUCCUUCCAUCCACAACUUGCUUUGUCGUAAAUGUUGGAGCUACGGAGGCCAAAAUCGAGUCAAUCAUGAACGACUUCAUGCUCCUUCAAGAAGAGAGAAACAUAUUCAAUGCCGAAACAAUGGUGGAAGGAACGCUUGAUGAUGUACUCAAUGGCAGCGACAGUGAGUUGGGCGUGGCUAGGAAGGACCGAGAUGCACCCACCACGCCGGGGAGUGGGAAGGCAGCAAAAGGGGGAAGGCAUGGAGUCAAGCAGAAGGACGAGGAAGAUAACGGCUCAGAGAUGUACAAAUUUAGUGGUGGCGAGAGUGGGGAAGAGUACACUCCCACGUCGAAGAAGGCGAAGGCGGGUGGAGGAAGCAGCGGGAAGGGCCCUGGAAAGGGUGGUAGAGGCGGUGCAAAACAGUCAAAGACAGAGAAGGACACUGUACGUCGUGGUCCAGUGGGAGCUGGACGUGGCAAGGGCGCACGGGCUGCAGCAGGAAAGGCCUCCAGAGUAAAGGGCAAGUCGAAAGGGAGUGGUAAGCCUCGUGGAAAGAGUAGAGGCUCAGGGGGUAAAGGGAAGGAGGGGAAACAGAGAAUAAAGGAAACUUUCAAGGGCUUGGGAGAAGAUGACUAGGUGAGGAAGAGUUCUUGAGCCACAAUAUUAUGCCGGGCCUUCCAGCCCAGACUGGUCACAUUUGUAUGUCUCCUUUAGUUUUGUUUAAUUGCAGUGAACCGUAGAGGGAAGGAGGGAAACCAGAGAAAAAAGGAAACUUUCAACGGCUUGGGAGAAGAGGACUACGCAAGGAAGAGUUCUUCUUCUUGCUAGCGCCUCUUGUGAACCACAAUAUUGUGCCGGGCCUGCCAGCCACGACUGGCGACAUUUGUGUGUCCCCUUUACUUUUGUUAAUGUCAGUCAACCGUAGAGAUUUAGUCAGAGUGGAAGGAGUAGUACUCAGUGCAGCUGAAGUAAGCAGGUGUGUUGUUAGUCUAACUAGGUUUGCUGGCCAGCAAGCCUAGACAGGUUUGUGCUCAGGAAACCAGCACAAACUUCCACAAAGUUAUUUAAGCUACCCUGGACCUUGGAGAAGAUUGUAAUGUUAUUGACUUGAAUGAGACCUCUCCAGUAAGCUCCCGAAGGCCUGAGCAGGGCCCAAGCUGAAGAGGGGGAGGUUACCUACCCGCUUCUGGUGCGGCCGCACCAGUUACGCUUGCCAUUUGAAU